Messenger RNA from Caenorhabditis bovis, 1122 nucleotides. The record is from the annotation of a GenBank genome assembly. Lineage: Eukaryota; Metazoa; Nematoda; Chromadorea; Rhabditida; Rhabditidae.
AUGUCGCACAUUGUUUGGAACAACGGUGGCGUUUUCUCGCAAGGACAAAUCGCCGGCGGAACCGUGGUGCUAGUGAGAACGCGACCGGUGACCACCAAAUUUGUAAGGCUUGACAUUUCUGGAAUAGCUCAUGUUCACUGGAUUAAUAAGGAGAAGGUGGUGAAACAGGAACCGAAUGGACGGUUGAAGAAGAAGUAUCACGAUUGCCACUAUUCUAACAAUGAGACUUUCAUUGAUGAAAAUAUUGAUCUUUGGAGCAGCCCGGGUUUAAAGUCGAUUCUUCCCGAAGGCACUUAUGAGUUGCCAUUCUCAUUUCGCCUUCCGAUCAAUUCUCCUCCUUCGUUUGAAAGCGCUAUUGGAUCAAUUCGCUAUAAGGCAAAGAUUAAUGUUGAUGGGGAGUUGGAUGACGAGACGGAGAGAGUCCACCGGUUCCAAGUUCGUCAGCUUGCUGACCAUAAUUGGCAACCAAGAGCAAUAAUGCCGUUUAGUGAAACAGCUCGUUUCACGACAUUCUUCCCACCUGGAAACUUUCAGAUAAAAGUGGAAAUGUGGCACAGCGCAUUCGUUGUGAAUCGAAUGAACAAAGUUCGCAUUUCGGUUACAAAUAGGAGCUUCUCAGUCAUUAGACUUCGUUUGUGUCUUCUCGAAAUUGCGGUUCACCUUGGACGGAGACAAUCUGAGCCAUCAAUUUUUCCAAGAAGUACGCCACGCGAGCAAACAAUUGUGAAGAAAAAGAUUUUGGAAUUCAAAUCUGAUCCAACUCGUGAGAAAGAAAUCGAUUACGAUCUUUUCAUCGAUGUUCCCGAUUUUCCGCCAACAUUCCAUACCAGCGUGAUCAAGGUGGAAUACGUUCUUCAAGUUAAAUGCGACAUCGAGAUAUGCGAAGGAAGCUCUUUGAUUAAAAUUUACAGGCAACUACUAGAUCAAAAACGAUCUUGUCAUUACUCUAAUCUCUUAAGAACCCUCAAAGCAAGCGGGCCCAUUGUACUUACUUCGUGCCCGAUCAUUGCCAACUAUCCGAUCGAUAAUGGCUUCAUCAAUAUGUUAGAGCAUGAUGCAAAUCGCAACAUCGUUCGUAAAGCUUCAACAACUCCGAGUCCAAGACUUCAUCCUGCUUGCUGA